UAAUCCCCCUCACUCCCGCUCAGUCUCCCGGUGUCGCGACCUGCCGGCGACACAGCUUGGUCCGCGAUGGUGAAUGUGUGCAACGGGAGGUGACGUAUGAAUGUGAGAUUGUAGUCUCACGUGUGGAUACGGGAACCAGCCCAAUCAAAGAACCUAUCAAUGGCCAAGCCCACCUAUCCGACACCUUUUGUGAGUUAGAGAACCCAGUGGAUCAGAACCAGUCUACUUUAAUAACCAUGGAGGACAACGAACCCAAAACAGCUACGCCUGAACCGAGUCCUGUACACACACCAAUACCCAGUCCAGUCCCCAGCCCAGGACUGGACAGAAUUGCAGUUCCUGCGGCUAAUCAUGUAGAGCACCUGAAUGUGAACCAGAUCCAGGUUGUGGUCCGGCGGUGCUCCAGCCCAAAUGUCACAGAAGAAACCACCUACUUCAUUCCUCGCAACCCUGUGGUGGAUGCUGGCACCAAUACAGACCCACCAAUUGUAUGUUGCCCUCUGCUUCGCAGAUUUUGCCCUUGCCCACCGAGAGGUCUCCUGGCCUCUCUCAUCACCAAAGUCCUUCUAGCUGUGGUGCUGUUUGGAGUUGUAUGGUCCAUCACUGAGGAACAAUGUCUCCCGGGUGGGAACCUUUUCGGCGUCACUGUGCUCUUCAUUUGUGCUGUUACUGGUGGCAAACUAGUGGCUCUCAUACGCCUCCCCAAUCUUCCACCAUUUCCCCCACUCCUUGGCAUGCUGUUGAUGGGAUUCUUGCUGAGGAACAUCCCUGUGAUAACAGAUGCUGUGUAUAUUGACUUCAGGUGGUCGGCAUCCCUGAGGAACAUUGCACUGGCUGUCAUUCUGGCCAGAGCUGGUCUGGGAUUGGAUGCUUCGGCUCUGAAGAAAUUAAAAACCGUGUGCGUCCGUGUGGCUAUGGGGCCUUGCCUGAUAGAAGCCUCCACCAUAGCCCUGGUCUCUCAUUUCCUCAUGGGCCUGCCUUGGGUGUGGGGCUUCAUCCUAGGCUUUGUACUCGGUGCUGUGUCUCCAGCGGUGGUGGUUCCUUCCAUGCUGCUGCUGCAGAAGGAUGGUUAUGGUUUGGAGCAAGGCAUUCCCACUCUUCUGAUGGCUGCUGGUAGCUUUGAUGACAUCCUUGCUAUCACUGGCUUCACAACAUGCCUGGGCAUGGCCUUUGCCACAGGCUCAACAUGGUACAACCUGCUGAGAGGUUUACUGGAGGUGGCAGGCGGCAUGGUGGCUGGGAUACUUCUUGGUUUCCUUAUCCAGUAUUUCCCUAGUGUUGACCAGAAACACCUGGUGAUGAAGCGUUCGUUUUUGGUGCUGGGCCUUUCUGUGUUUGCUGUGUUUGGCAGUGGUGUGGCAGGGUUUCCUGGUUCUGGAGGCCUCUGCACCCUAGUGUUGUCUUUCCUGGCUGGCCUGGGCUGGGGAAAAGACAAGGCACAAGUGGAGGAAGUAGUGGGGAGGGCAUGGGAUGUGUUCCAGCCUCUGCUCUUUGGCCUGAUUGGCGCAGAGAUCAGAAUUGCACACCUGGAAGGAUCCACAGUUGGUCUGGGUAUUGCUUCUCUGUUCAUCGCCCUGCUAGUGCGAGUUCUCUUUACAUUCGUUUGUGUGCUCUGUGCAGGCUUCAACUUCAAGGAGAAAGUGUUUAUUGCCCUGGCAUGGGUGCCCAAAGCGACUGUGCAAGCAGCUAUAGGUUCAACUGCUUUGGAUAUGGCCAGGACAAAAGAGGAUAAGGAUCUGGAGAGGUAUGGCAUGGAUGUGCUGACUGUGGCUGUGCUGGCCAUCCUCCUUACAGCCCCCGUAGGAGCCCUUAUCAUAGGCCUUUCUGGACCUCGCCUGCUGCAGAAACCAAAGAGCGCAGCCUGGGGCACAACAGCAGGAGCUGAAGGUGACAGUGAAACCCCUGUCACUUAUGAAAGCACCCUAUGAAACCAUGCUGUCUUCAUUCACCGAAUGAAGACAUUAUCCAAGGGACUGGGACUGCACAUUUCCAUGUUUUUUACUGUCUUGAUUACCAGGCUUCCCCCUGGCCACCUAGGGGUUUUCCAUGUCUCAAGCUAUCAGUCCUUUCUUGGCUGCUGAAAUCCUGCAGCAACUACCGAAUCACUAAUAUAGCCCCUGGUGGUUUCUAGGCCACAGGCUUCAGAUACCCCAUACCCAGGGCUCGAAAUUAACGAUGUCCCGGGGACCAUAAAAAAUCCUACUGGGGCACAAAUAUAUUUUGUCUGGGACAAUUCUGGGACAGUGGAAAAAAAUGUCAAAGUAAACUUCGAAAUAGGUGUUAUUUGCAAAGUCAUUAAUUAUGAGUAUCUAGACGUUAUUUUGUCGUUUGAAUAAUUUAAUAAAAACGUGUGAACGGCGAAACUACAGAAGGCUUACGUUCUUGCGGCACCUCACGAUAGGGCAGUCAAUCGCCUGUUCGUGCAAAUCAUAGAAUGCAUUCUACGUCAUCCACUCUGCCAGUGGCUGCUGCUUGACUCGUGCCAAUGCAACAUUCAUAGAGCCAGAGCGAUAGACCAUCAUCAACGACAGUUAAAAGAAGAAGAAGAAAGAAAUGCUGAGGUGGUUGGAUAAACAGCCCCCUGAUGCAAGCCCCAACACUGCCAACUCCCGAAACGACUGCCGACUCCCGAAACUAAUAUUCAUAUGUUUAAUAAAAGAAUAAGUAUUUUAAACUUAUAUGGUGGACCAGAGUCCAUGGUGUGACGAUUAAGUGACAAAAAAGGAUCAAAUUAUAUGUAUUCUGCAUAAUUGGGGGGGGGGGGGGGCGACGACGAGAA
Molecule: messenger RNA, 2779 nt
Organism: Lampris incognitus (smalleye Pacific opah)
Lineage: Eukaryota; Metazoa; Chordata; Actinopteri; Lampriformes; Lampridae
Product: sodium/hydrogen exchanger 9B2
Exons: 13
Coding region: 237-1928 (563 amino acids)
Biological process (GO): proton transmembrane transport
Cellular component (GO): membrane
Molecular function (GO): antiporter activity
Source: RefSeq, a predicted model, not a curated record